Gadus chalcogrammus (walleye pollock) is the source of this 585-nucleotide messenger RNA. It is a transcript of the gene fam163b, whose product is annotated as protein FAM163B. The transcript has 2 exons. Lineage: Eukaryota; Metazoa; Chordata; Actinopteri; Gadiformes; Gadidae. The record is from RefSeq and is a predicted model, not a curated record. The coding region runs from base 1 to 585 and encodes 194 amino acids.
AUGUCUGCUGGCACAGUGGUCAUCGCUGGAGGGAUCCUGGCUGCAGUCAUCCUACUUACCAUCGUAGCUGUGCUGUGUAUAUGUAGACUGCAGUAUUACUGCGGCAAGGGGGGGGAGUCAGAGAAGGAGGAGGAAGAGGAGGAGGAAGGGGAGGAGCAAAGGCUGGUGGACAUGUAUCCGCCUCGCCCCUUGGCCCUGCCUCCACCCCCGACCCCACCCAUCCAGGACCAUUACAGCGACCGCACAGAUUCAGACAUCUACCCCCCUACGUUCCUUACCGAGCCCGACGGCCCCGCCAGCCCCUCCCCCCUUUUCCCCCCACCCCCUCCACCACCGCCCCCCCCUCAGAGGAGGCAGCGCCCGCGCGGCUUCUGCCCGUCGUGCACUCACCGGGCGCUGCCCUUCCACCUCCAGCAUUCAGAGCACCUGUGCAACGGGGCCCGCGGGGAUGUGCUCUACCAAAGCGUCCAGCAGGGGGAGCCAGAGCCGCCCUUUCACCUGGAUGCCUUCCACAACAAACUGGGCUUCUGGCACUCCAGCAGCCCCACCCACUCGCUCCCUCACAGCUUCAGCACCGACGUCUGA